GACCGCCGAACCGCUCGAAAUGGCUUUGAAUCCCCGAGUUCGUUUCAUACCCCUAUGUGUUGCCAUACUGAUGCCUAUCACGUUCACCAUAUCUUUUAUGAUGGCGCGCACAGCCGGACACAUAAAUGGUUUCAAUUACAUAUCUGACACGGGGACUGUGCCUGCGGAGAGCUGCUAUUUCGGCCAGCUGCUCAAUAUCAUCGCUUUGCUCUUGGCGUGUACAACUUAUCACCUCUACCAGUUGGUUGACAAGGAGAACCGUCUCGAGAGGAUCUCUGUGUGGUUCGGAAUUACCGCGGGCAUCGGUGCAUCAUUGGUAGCCAACUUCCAGGAGUUGAACGUGCUCCUUAUCCACAUCGUCGGAGCUCUAUUAGCGUUCGGAGGUGGUGUCAUCUAUUUGUGGCUCAGAACUUUCGCAUCAGAUUUUCAAAGGAAGAUUCGAUGGCCGAUCUGUGUCUUGGCAUCGGUGUCUCUGCUGGCUUGCGCCAUUGCCGGUGCGAUAAGUCUCGCGAAAUACAAGCACGAGUUUGGAUGGAGAAUCUUGCAUUGGACAAUCGAAGACGGUGGCUAUGCCGCGCACGUUGUAUCCGUGGUUGCGGAGUGGCUGACUGCUAUAAGUUUGAUAUUCUACAUGAUCAGCCACUACUUCGAAAUGUGUGUUUUAAUAAACGCAGAUGUUUUGCCCUAA
Molecule: messenger RNA, 688 nt
Organism: Galendromus occidentalis (western predatory mite)
Lineage: Eukaryota; Metazoa; Arthropoda; Arachnida; Mesostigmata; Phytoseiidae
Product: DNA damage-regulated autophagy modulator protein 1
Exons: 3
Coding region: 20-688 (222 amino acids)
Source: RefSeq, a predicted model, not a curated record